Capsicum annuum is the source of this 2793-nucleotide messenger RNA. Its product is annotated as apoptosis-inducing factor homolog B. The record is from RefSeq and is a predicted model, not a curated record. The transcript is spliced from 4 exons. Gene Ontology annotation, cellular component: cytoplasm. Lineage: Eukaryota; Viridiplantae; Streptophyta; Magnoliopsida; Solanales; Solanaceae. Bases 1489 to 2460 code for a protein of 323 amino acids. Gene Ontology annotation, molecular function: electron-transferring-flavoprotein dehydrogenase activity; flavin adenine dinucleotide binding.
CUCACAUAUACAAACUUAUAUUUGUGCAUGGCAUUCAACCAUUUCUCCUAGAAAUAAGCAAGUCCUGCCAUGCACAACACAAGAUAACACAGGAUGCCUCCCUUUCUCUACUCUUAACCAUUCACAUUUUUAUUUACCUUUAUUAUAAUUAUAUAUACCAUUAUUUAUUAUCUUCUUCCCAAUCCUUCAUCCAAGCAGCAGAGGUAUAUCGGCGAUUAAUUUCGCCGAUAUACAAUUUUUUCCUUUAAAUAGAAACAAGUAUCACAUCAAUUUCCUAAGCAGAAAUCCAAAACGAAAAAAAUUAAAAUUAAAAAAAAAAAAAAAAUCAACAGUUGAUUCAAUUUCCUAGCUAAUUUUCUUGAGAAGGAAAAACACUAGCUAGGAAAUUGGAACAUUUUUUGAAUUUUUUUUAUAUGUAUAUGUUGUGUAUAUAAAGAGCAUUUUGAACAGGAUUUCUCUUUGGGAAUUGUGGUGCUUGUUGAUAUUAUUGGACUUUUAUUUUGUAUGCUGCAUUGUCGAAUUGAGGCAUGGCGGAUUCAGGUGCAGAGAAGAAAAGAGUAGUGGUGAUUGGAGGUGGAGUUGCUGGAUCUCUUAUUGCAAGGAGUCUUCAAGAUGAGGCUAAUGUUACCCUCGUCGAUAUGUGAGUAACUUUUGUUUGUUACCCUUGUUGAUAUGUAAGUGUUUUAUGCUUUUGUUUGUUUGAUAAUCGUACUGUCUGGGUCAGCUUGUAUGCACCUCCACGAAUUCCACAUUUAGGUGAUAUAGAUGAGGCCAAUGUUACCCUUGUUGAUAUGUGAGUGUUCUAUGCUUUUGUUUGUUUGAUAAUCGUGGUGUCUAAGUCAGCUUGUAUGCACCUCCACAAAUUCCACAUUGAGGUGAUAUAGAUGAGGCUAAUGCUGAAGGGGAGCCUUAGAGUAACCGGUAAAGUUGUUGUCAUGUGACCAGGAGGAGGCCACAGGCUCAAGCCUUGGAAACAGCCUCGGCUUCAUAUAAUACACCCUUGUAGUGAGGCCCUUCCCCGGACCCUGUGUAUAGCGGGCACUUUAGUGCACCGGGCUUCCCUUUUUUUUUUAGAUGAGGUCAAUGUUACCAUCAUUGAUGUAUGAGUAUCUUUUAUGCCUUUGUUUGUUUUCUAAAAUUUUGAUAAUUGUGAUGUCUGGGUCAGCUCAUGUUUACUUGCUAUCUUUCACCGACAUAAGUAUCGGGUACCUAUAUACAUCAACGUUUGGACAGACGAGAAAAAAUCACCUCAUGUUUUGUUUACGUUGAGAUUUGAGUUUGAGACCUCGUGGUUCCCAACUCCCUCUUGGUGUGUUUAUUUCUCCAUGUUCUAUUUUUCGCCAAUAAAUGGGGUAGGGUGGGGAAAGCCUCACGAGCUAGCUUUUGGGGUUGAGUUAGGUCUAACGUCCAGUUUAUUAGCCAUUUUCGUUAAGAUAUUACAUGGAUUUAUCAUUUGUAUAGUGUUAUAAUUAACCGAAUGCAAGAAAAAUGAACAGGAAGGAGUUCUUUGAGAUGCCUUGGGCUGCUUUAAGGUCAAUGUGUGAUCCUUCAUUUGCAAAACGAGCCGUCUUUAGUCACUCCGAAUACCUUCCUCGUGGAAAAGUCGUUACAUCUGCUGCUACUGACAUCACGGAGACAGAGGUUGUAACUGCAAAAGGCGACAGAGUCGCGUAUGAUUUUGCUGUUAUCGCUACUGGUCACUCGGAAACUGGUGCUUUCACGAAAGAUGAGAAGUUCACUCAAUACCAAGCAGAUCAUGAAACGAUUAAAUCUGCCAAAUCCAUAUUAGUAAUCGGGGGAGGACAAACAGGCGUGGAACUGGCUGCUGAAAUUGCAGUGGAUUAUCCCGAUAAGAAGGUGACGAUUGUGCAUCGGGGAUCAAUGUUGUUGGAAUUUAUUGGAGAAACUGCUAGCAAUAAGGUAGUGCAUUGGCUAAAACAAAGGAAGGUUGACAUCAUUCUUGGCCAAUCUGUCGAUGUAAAUAAUGCAAAAGACGGUGUUUACAAGACAUCUGGUGGACAAACUAUAGACGCGGAGUGUCAUUUCAUUUGCACUGGAAAGCCGAUUGGUUCGGGGUGGCUAAAAGAGACCGUGUUAAAGGAUUGUUUAGACAUUCAUGGAAGGUUGAUGGUUGAUUCUAAUUUGAAGGUCAAGGGUCGCAACAAUGUGUUUGGCAUCGGAGAUAUUACUGAUAUCCCCGAACUUAAACUAGGAUAUUUGGCUCAGAGACACGCGGGGAUAGCUACCAAGAACAUCAAACUGUUAAUGAAGAACGCGAAUGACAACAACUUGAAUGUAUAUAAACCAGCUUUACCAUUGUCGUUGAUUGCUCUAGGUAAAAGAGAGGCUGUAGCGCAGUUUUACUGCAUAUCGUGCAUUGGACGCCUUCCAGGGAUGAUAAAAUCGGGAGAUUUAUAUGUCGGAAGGACUCGAAAGCAACUUGGUUUGCUAUCUGAAUGAUGAAGUGUUUUAUCUGGUUUAACCUGUAUUCUUUAGCUAGUUACACUGUAAACAUAGUUGUUAAUAAUGUCACAUAUUCAGUUAGAUGCACCUUUUUCUCCUCUUUGAUUUUUCUCUCUGUUUGUUGUACAUGAUUGUUCUCUACUUUGAGUCGGGGGUCUAUCGGAAACAGCCUCUCUACUUCCUCGGAGGUAGCAGUAUGGACUGCGUACAUCUUACCCAGACCCCACUCUUGUGGGAAUACACUAGGUAUGUUGUUGUUGUUGUACAUGAUUGUUCUGCUUGUGAAAUUAAACUGUGUAUAAAAGUUCUGUAUCGAGUUACCAUGUUUCA